AUGCCAGGGGGGUUUGAGGUGGUGAUUCCGAUCCGCGCACCCGACGCGCGGGCGCGGGAGAAAAUCAUCCUCGCGCUCACGAGACCCCUCCGCGAUGCAGGGGUUUUGCCACCCGGGGUUUCGUUCCGCGAUUUCGCACGGCGUGCGGUCGGCUUUUCGGGCUCGGAUCUCGCCAACCUCGUCGGCGUUGCCGUCAGCCACGCCCUUCUUCGUCAGCAACCCACCCCGACGGCGGCCUCGCCCGAACUUGUUGAAGUCAAGCCCGGGGAGGCGUCGUUUCGUCUUCGCGGCGAGGAUUUCGAUCGCGCGCUGCGGGAGGUGCGUCGCCACAAAGACGCCACCGGUUUCGUCAGCGGCGAGCGGAUGGACGAGCUCGAAGGGGCGGAGGCGAGGGGCGAGGUGGUCGACUACGACGGGACCUUUGAGCGAAAUUGGAAUCGCGUUCGGGAGCUCAUCGCGCAGGUGCACCGCAGCCGCCACGUCUGUUCCGGCGUCGUGGCGUUAACCGGCGGGGUGGGGAGUGGCAAAACCACCCUCGCGCGGCAGCUCGCCGCGCGCGCGCACGAGCACUUUUCCUUUUCCGCCUCCUUUCCGAUUCAUUUGAUCUCCUGCCGACGGCUCUGCCACACCCACGACCCCGCCGGGCGGGUUCGGCGGGUGCGGGAGGCGAUCUGCGCGGCCUCGCGCUCCGAGCGCGGCCUCGUCGUGCUGGAGGACUACGACGCCCUCCUGGAUAGCCUGGCGAACCUGCCAGAUCAGCUGAACGCGUUGAAGGCGAUUUUGGAUACCUUCGCCCGCGGUGGCGGCGACGUGGAUUGCGACCUGACGGCGGCGGACUCGCUUGACGGCCUCCCACCGACGAGCCCCUCUCGACCGGUGAUGGUGGUGAGCGUAACGCGUGAGAGCGCGCUCCAGAGCAUCCCGUACGACCUCCACCUCCAUCGCUUUCCGCUGUCGUUUUCCGACCUUCAACGCCUUCUCAGGCAUUACCGGAUUGCCAACCAGACGAGCCUCCUGCGGGCGGUCGCGCAGGCCUAUCCGCCUAGCAUCAGCUAUCGUCAAUUUUUACGUCUGACGGAUAUGGCUUUGUGGAAAUUAGGGGAGAGUCUGAAGGUGGUGGAGAAUACCACGUCCGGUUCGGAGGCUUCCGAUGUGCGGCUCAAGGUGGAGCGCGAGGGCGCACCUGACGGUGAAGGAAACGCCACGUCGCGAACGAAGCACGCCUACGAGUCUCCUUGGUUCUUCGCGUCCGUGGCGGAUGACGAGCGUGAUGGGGGUUCCGCGCGAUUUCUCAGUCCUUCCUUGGCGGACCUCCGCGCGAGGCAGGAGCGGGAGAACGUUUUCGCCCUGCCUACCUCCGACCUCGCGCGGAGGUUUGUGUUCAUCGUGCAGGAGGUGGUCGGGUUGACGAGGCUGAUGGAUCCGUUUGCGCGUUGGUAUCAACCAAGUCCGGCGGUGAAUGGCUACGAAGGGGAUGAAGCAACGGAUGGCGUCGACAUAGACGCGGAGGGCGGCGGUCUUGAAGCAUUGUGGUAG
Molecule: messenger RNA, 1536 nt
Organism: Phytomonas sp. EM1
Lineage: Eukaryota; Euglenozoa; Kinetoplastea; Trypanosomatida; Trypanosomatidae
Source: the annotation of a GenBank genome assembly